Mangifera indica (mango) is the source of this 939-nucleotide messenger RNA. Its product is annotated as disease resistance protein RGA2-like. NCBI's taxonomy places the organism in Eukaryota, Viridiplantae, Streptophyta, Magnoliopsida, Sapindales, Anacardiaceae. The record is from RefSeq and is a predicted model, not a curated record. Gene Ontology annotation, biological process: defense response to other organism. Gene Ontology annotation, molecular function: ADP binding. Bases 1 to 939 code for a protein of 312 amino acids. The transcript has 2 exons.
AUGGCUGAGGCAAUUGUUAAUCUUGUCUUGGAGCAGCUGCUUCAAAUCACUACUCAAAAGAUAGGGGAAGAGGUGAGUCUUGUUGGUAAUGUCAAAAUUGAAGUAGAAAAACUUCGGAGCAAUCUUCGAGCCAUUCAAGCUGUGCUACUUGAUGCAGAGGAGAGGCAAAUGAAGGACAAAGCUGUGAGACGUUGGUUAGAUCAGCUCAAAGACACAUCCUACGACAUGGAAGAUGUGUUGGAUGAGUGGAAUACUGAAAUCAUGAAGUUGCAGGUUGAAGGAGAUCUUGAAGAUGCUCCUGCUCCUAAGCAGAAGGAAAUGAAGAGUAUAGAAGCACCUGAACGAAUUCGAACUACGUCUUUAGUUGAUGUGGCUGAAAUAUAUGGUCGAGAAUUUGAGAAGAAUUCUUUAGUUAGUAAGUUGUUAGAUGAGAGAAAUGAAGAACAAAAAGACCUUUCCGUCAUCUCACUUAUAGGGAUGGGAGGAAUUGGAAAAACAACUCUUGCUCAACUAGCUUACGAUAAUGACGAGGUCAAAAGUCAUUUUGACACAAGAGUUUGGGUGUGUGUAUCAGAUCCUUUUGAUGAGUUAAGAGUUGCUAAAUCAAUCAUUGAAGGAUUGAAAUGUCAUACUGAUAAUUUAGUUGAAUUGGAGUCUCUUUUGCAAUGUAUUCAUCAAUGUAUUUCUGGCGAGAAAUUUCUUCUCGUUUUAGAUGAUGUGUGGUUAGAAAAUUACAAUAAAUGGAAACAAUUUUAUUAUUGUCUAAAGUAUGGCUCCCAUGGUAGUAAAGUUUUGAUUACAACAAGGAAAGAUACAGUUGCAUCUACUAUGGGAUCAGUUGAUCCUAUCAUUGUGGAGAAAUUAUCUGAGGAGGAAUGUUGGUUGUUGUUUAGACAAUUCGCAUUUUCUGGUAGGCCUCCUAAAGAGUGUGAAAAUUAG